GGAAAAGCAUGGGACCCACAACAGAUUAACAUUAACCCAAUCAGACUUUCUCAACCGAGGCCGGUCCACCCGUUUAUAAAAUACCGCCACCACACCUAAUCAUAAAUUCUCCUCUCAUUUGUUUGCUUUAUACCAUCUCCGUUUCGGCUUUCUUCGUUCUUAAUCUUUUCCUUUUCUUUCCUACCCAACCAAAGUUCCUUCAGGCAUUCAAAUCCCCCUUCCCCAAUAAAAGGAGGAUCUGAAAUAUCUUUGUUUCACGAUGGCAUCAAAACGGAUCUUGAAGGAAUUGAAGGAUUUACAAAAGGAUCCUCCUACAUCUUGCAGUGCUGUUGAUGUUGACAAAGGUCCUGUUGCCGAAGACAUGUUUCAUUGGCAGGCAACAAUCAUGGGUCCACCAGACAGUCCUUAUUCUGGGGGUGUUUUCCUAGUGACAAUUCAUUUUCCUCCAGAUUAUCCCUUUAAGCCCCCAAAGGUGGCAUUUAGAACAAAGGUAUUCCACCCCAAUAUUAACAGCAAUGGAAGCAUUUGCCUAGACAUCUUGAAGGAGCAGUGGAGUCCUGCGCUAACAAUUUCUAAGGUAUUGCUAUCAAUCUGUUCUUUGCUGACGGACCCAAAUCCCGAUGAUCCAUUGGUGCCGGAGAUUGCUCACAUGUACAAGACAGACAGGAACAAGUACGAGACGACUGCAAGGAGCUGGACCCAGAAGUAUGCCAUGGGCUAAACGAGCUUUGGUGUGUGCGAGGAGAGGCCCUAUGUGUUUUUUUUAUAUAUAUUUUUUGCUUUUUUCUAGUUCUAUGUAUGAACGUGUGUUCUGUCACUUAAAUCCUAAAAUGGACUAAGGAGGCCCAUAGCAUGCUCUUAGUUAAAAAAAGAAACGCAGAUGUCGCUUUCUGUUGUAUGGAUAAUGUAACCUUGGAACAGAGAAAUUUGUGUCCUGAAUCUGAAAGUUUUUUCCUACACUAGGAUAAAAUAAAAUCUUUAUUCCUAAUAAGAGUA
Molecule: messenger RNA, 996 nt
Organism: Durio zibethinus
Lineage: Eukaryota; Viridiplantae; Streptophyta; Magnoliopsida; Malvales; Malvaceae
Source: RefSeq, a predicted model, not a curated record